Alligator sinensis (Chinese alligator) is the source of this 1255-nucleotide messenger RNA. RefSeq names its product opioid related nociceptin receptor 1 (gene OPRL1). The transcript is spliced from 3 exons. Gene Ontology annotation, biological process: neuropeptide signaling pathway; sensory perception of pain. The coding region runs from base 28 to 1050 and encodes 340 amino acids. Gene Ontology annotation, cellular component: membrane; neuron projection. Lineage: Eukaryota; Metazoa; Chordata; Crocodylia; Alligatoridae. The record is from RefSeq and is a predicted model, not a curated record. Gene Ontology annotation, molecular function: neuropeptide binding; nociceptin receptor activity.
UUGCGGAAGCUGCUGAACGAAUCCUCCAUGCUGAACCUGAGCUUCCCCCCCAGCUACUGGUUUAACAACGGCACAGGGGACAGCUUUCUGCCCCUGGGCAUGAAGAUCACCAUUGUGGUCGUCUACUCCAUCGUGUGCAUAGUGGGGCUGGUGGGCAACUGUUCGGUCAUAUUCACUAAGAUGAAGACAGCUACCAACAUUUAUAUCUUCAACCUCGCCUUGGCAGACACCCUGUGUCUGAUGACCUUGCCUUUCCAAGGGACGGACACGUUCCUCGGGUUCUGGCCUUUUGGAAAUGUUCUCUGCAAGAUCGCCAUCUCCAUUGACUACUACAACAUGUUCACCAGCACCUUCACCCUGACCAUGAUGAGCGUGGACCGGUACAUUGCUAUCUGCCACCCUGUCAAGGCUCUGGAUAUCCGCACGGCUCACAAGGCCAAAGUGGUCAAUGUCUGCAUCUGGGCUCUGGCCUCGGUCUUUGGCAUCCCGGCGAUGGUGAUGGGAUCAGCGGAGAAUGAUGAUGGCGAGAUCGAUUGUCUCAUCAAGCUCCCUUCCCCUGUGGGUUACUGGGAUCCAGUCUUUGGGGUCUGCAUCUUUCUCUUCUCCUUCAUGAUCCCCGUGUUGAUCAUAACCAUUUGCUACAGCCUCAUGAUCAGGCGCCUGAAGAACGUCCGAGUCCUCUCGGGCUCCAAGGAGAAGGAUCGCAACCUGCGUCGCAUCACUCGCAUGGUUCUGGUGGUGGUCGCCGUCUUCAUUAUCUGCUGGACGCCCAUUCAGAUCUUUGUGCUGGUCCAGUGCCUGGGUGCUAAGGCUGAAAGCGAGCUGGAAUUGGCCAUCUCCUGCUUCUGCACAGCCCUGGGAUAUGCCAACAGCAGCUUGAACCCCGUUCUCUAUGCCUUCUUGGAUGAGAACUUCAAGAAGUGCUUCAAGAAGUUCUGCUUCCCCACCGCCUUCAGGACAGAGCUCCAGAUGUCCAACAGGAUGUGCAGCAUUGCCAAGGACGUGGCUUAUGCCUGCAAGAACUCAGAGGGGACUAACAAUCCGGCCUGACUAGGCCAGGAAAUCCCGAUGAUGGCUGCCAGUCAGAAAAGUCCAACCACCCCCACUUCAGAGAUAACUCAGAUAACAGCCCUUUGACAGUGGCUUUCCUACCCAGAGUUGCAGACUGGAAACCUAGGAGGCAGAGUGGGGGGAAGGAAGAUACAGGACUGCAAAAGCAUACAGAAAAGGAAGUCAUUCUGACGCAUUUUUAACG